AUGCUAGGGCAUACUAGUAGGGAGUGCUCUAGUUGGGUAUCAGGAGCAGUUGUCCAAUUGUUUGAAAACAAAUAUAGAGCAGAUCCUGACUACCGAAUGAAUUAUAACUGGGAAACGAUCAGUGAAAUGGUAAGAGAUAGUGAUGAUGCACCUGUUAAGGAUAUUAAGGAUCGGUCAUAUGGUGGAAGAAAUUUUUUGAGAUAA
Messenger RNA from Dracunculus medinensis (Guinea worm), 204 nucleotides. The record is from the annotation of a GenBank genome assembly. Lineage: Eukaryota; Metazoa; Nematoda; Chromadorea; Rhabditida; Dracunculidae.